ACCAACUCUUCUUCUUCUUCUUCUUCUCUUCUUCUUUCUCAGCUUCAACACACAGUCUUCUGACUCUUCUCUACUCUAAAGCUUCAAUUUGUGAUACACUAAGAGUUUAAGAGCUACCAGAAUGUACGGACAGAGCGCUACUGACGCGGACUUCACACUCCUCGACUCGAUUCGGCGACACUUGCUCGGCGAGAGUAGUCAUAAUCCUGUGAGGAACUCCGGUGCCGGUCCGAUUUUCUUGCGGAGCUCCAGCUUCAGCAGCUUGUACCCUUGCUUGACGGAGAAUUGGGGCGAGCUGCCGUUAAAGGAGGACGACUCGGAAGAUAUGGUGCUCUACGGAGUUCUAAGAGACGCCGUCAGCGUCGGGUGGGUCCCCUCUCUCGGGUCUGGUGCUGCUGACGGUUGUGGAUAUGAGUUUCCUGUGAAAUCGGAGCCGUGGUCGUUUGACUUCGAGGUGAAGUCGGAGCCGCAGGAGGCGGAGGUGAGUAGAGCGCCGGAGAUGAAUUCGGCGGUUGUGGCGUGUCAGCAGUCUACGGCGGUUCAGGCGAAGCCGGCGGUGGUGGUGGCGUCGAAGGGGAAGCAUUACAGGGGAGUGAGACAACGGCCGUGGGGGAAGUUCGCGGCGGAAAUCCGUGAUCCGGCGAAGAACGGCGCCAGAGUUUGGCUCGGGACUUUCGAGACGGCGGAGGACGCGGCGUUGGCUUAUGAUAGAGCCGCUUACAGAAUGCGCGGCUCUAGAGCGCUAUUGAAUUUCCCGCUCCGGGUUAAUUCGGGCGAGCCCGACCCUGUUCGGGUGACGUCGAAGCGGUCGUCACCCGAACCGACCUCGUCUUCAGAGAGCGGUUCUCCGAAGAGGAGGAAGAAGGCUGCGGCUGCGGUAGCGGCGGUGGUGGCUCAAGCCGGAAUGGAAAUGGGGAGUGGGAUUGGGAUUGGGCAGCAACAAGUGGGAGGGCAAGUGGGGAUGUCGUGUACGCGUGGAGAGCAGUUAUUGGCGGUUUGAUGGUGAGGAGUGUGAGCUGGGAAGCAGUACACUUGCACAUUUGUAAAUUACCUGAGAAAUGUAAAAUGUAGGAUUUCAGCUUUUUCACUUUUGGGUUUCCAUGAUUUUAUGGUUUUGUUUCUCAAAAAUGAGAAAAGAAAAUGAAGAACAAUAAGAGGGAUAUUGGUUGGGUUUUAUCACUUUAAUUAUGAGUAAGGUUUUUGGGUACUGAAAUAUGUGUUGCUGAAGUAUUAAAAUUCGAAACUGAAAAAUUACAGUGAGCA
Argentina anserina (silverweed cinquefoil) is the source of this 1263-nucleotide messenger RNA. Its product is annotated as ethylene-responsive transcription factor 2. The record is from RefSeq and is a predicted model, not a curated record. Gene Ontology annotation, biological process: regulation of DNA-templated transcription; ethylene-activated signaling pathway. The transcript has a single exon. Bases 122 to 1000 code for a protein of 292 amino acids. NCBI's taxonomy places the organism in Eukaryota, Viridiplantae, Streptophyta, Magnoliopsida, Rosales, Rosaceae. Gene Ontology annotation, molecular function: DNA-binding transcription factor activity; DNA binding.